This is a messenger RNA of Raphanus sativus (radish), 2976 nucleotides long. RefSeq names its product receptor like protein 24-like. The coding region runs from base 102 to 2768 and encodes 888 amino acids. Gene Ontology annotation, molecular function: protein binding. The transcript has a single exon. The record is from RefSeq and is a predicted model, not a curated record. Lineage: Eukaryota; Viridiplantae; Streptophyta; Magnoliopsida; Brassicales; Brassicaceae.
AAGUCAAGUUGCCUGGGUGACGUAGCUCAAGUUGAAACCCACAUGUCUUUUAUUUAUACCAUCAACCGUCUCUCUCAACCAAAAUAAUUCUCCCUUCAUAAAUGUUCAUAAAGACCAUGUCUGAAUCUGGUGUGCGUUUGCAUUUUCUUUCGCUAAUCUUGCUCUGUUGUGUCUCCCCUUCAAUCUUUUUCACUUUAAACUUGGAUAAUAGUAGAUAUGUUGCCUGUGGUCCCCAUCAGACUCAAGCUCUCACUGAGUUCAUGAACGAAUUUGAUAGCAGCCAAUGCAACCUCACUGAUCCCUAUAAUGGAGUCUGGUGCGAUAACUCCACCAGUGCCGUCACAAAGCUACGACUCAAGGCCUGUCUCAGCGGAACUCUAAAGCCCAACAGUAGCCUAUUCAGGUUGCAUCAUCUUCGCUACCUUGUCCUCCGUGAUAACAACUUCACCUCAUCUUCACUUCCUUUGGAAUUAGGCAAUCUCAACAGGUUAGAGAUCUUAUUUCUUCCCAAUAAUAGAUUUGUAGGCCAAGUUCCUUCCUCCCUUAAUAGCCUAAACCUUCUUUCCUAUUUAGAACUUUCCCAAAAUGAGUUCACCGGUAGUUUCCCACUUGUACGGAAUCUAACAAAGCUCUCGUUUUUAAACCUAAAGUAUAAUCAUUUCUCCGGAACUCUGAAUCCCAACAGUAAUAGCCUGUUUGAGUUGCGCCACCUCCGUUACCUUGAUCUAAGUUACAACAACUUUAGUUCAUCACUCCCUUCUGAAUUUGGAAACCUCAACAGGUUAGAGGUCUUGGAUCUUUCCUCCAAUGACUUUUUUGGGAAAGUUCCUCCCACUAUUAGUAACCUAACCUUGUUAACCGAAUUGUGGCUUGACCAAAACAGACUCACUGGUAGUUUCCCAGUUGUACAAAAUCUAACCAUGCUCUCAUUUAUAUAUAUGAAUGAUAAUCAAUUCUCUGGAACCAUUCCUUCUUCUCUCCUCACUAUGCCUUCCUUAUCAAUUCUCCAUCUGCGUCGAAACGAUUUCACCGGAUCUAUUGAAUCUCCUAACUCCUCUACCCCGUCUAGACUCGAGGAAAUGUACCUUGGGCAUAACCAUUUUGAAGGAAAAAUCAUAGAGCCUAUCUCAAACCUCAUCAACCUCAAGAUUCUUGACCUUUCUUCCCUUAACACAAGCUACCCGAUUGAUGCAAGCCUCUUCUCCUCGCUAAAAGAUUUGCUGCUCCUUGAUCUUUCCGGUAAUAGUAUAUCUCCGGCCAGUUUAGGUUCAAAGUCAGGCAUCCCAAAGAACCUGAAAACUUUGUGGUUAAACGAUUGCGGCAUCAACAAGUUCCCAGAUAUCUUAAGGAUCCUCGAGAAGUUGGAGAAUAUAGACAUUUCAGGAAAUGUAAUCAGAGGGAAAGUCCCCGAGUGGUUAUGGAAGCUUCCUCGUCUAAACACAGUGUUUCUCACAAGUAAUUCAUUUACUGGUUUCGAAGGUCCGGUGGAAGUUUUGGUAAACUCAUCGAUAGUGAAUUUAUUUAUGGAGCAAAACAGUUUUGAAGGGGAAAUUCCUAUUCUGCCAUUCUCUAUCAACGUCUUCUCUGCUUCAGACAACAGAUUUACAGGGAGAAUACCUCUUUCAAUCUGCAACUACAGGGAUCUGACACUUCUGAGGCUAUCUUACAACAACCUCACAGGUCCAAUUCCUCAAUGCUUGAGUAACUUGACGUCUGUGAAUCUUCGGAAGAACAAUUUGGAAGGAAGUAUUCCUGACACCUUUUAUAUCAGUUCUUCUCUACGUUCACUUGACUUCGGACACAAUCGACUAACCGGGAAGCUUCCAAGAUCUCUUCAAAACUGCUCAUCUCUCGAGUUUUUAGUUGUUGAUCACAACAAGUUCAAAGACAAGUUUCCCUUCUGGCUCAAGGCUUUACCGAAUUUGAAAGUCCUUAUCCUCAGUUCAAACGAGUUAUAUGGUUCUAUAUCUCCGCCUGAUCAAGGUCCUCUCGGGUUUCCAGAGCUUCAUAUAUUUGAGAUAUCUGAUAAUAAGUUUACCGGAAGCUUGCCACCAAGAUACUUUGUCAACUGGAAAGCAGCGUCACUUACGAUGAACGAAUAUGCUGGUCUGUAUAUGGUAUACACAAAAACUACUUCCGAGGGACUGUCUUAUGUCAUUCUAGAAGGUAUAGAUUUGCAAUACAAAGGUCUAUCAAUAAAGCAAGGGAGGGUCCUUAGUUCCUUUGCCACGAUUGAUUUUUCUGGGAAUAGAAUUGAAGGACAUAUUCCUGAAUCAAUUGGUCUCUUGAAAGCAUUGAUUGCACUCAACUUAUCAAACAAUGCCUUCACAGGCCGUAUUCCUCUGUCUCUCUCCAAUCUGAGCAAGCUCGAGUCACUAGACCUAUCAAGCAACCAACUCUCGGGAACUAUACCUAAUGGAAUCGGGAGCCUCUCGUUUUUGGCGUACAUAAAUGUGUCUCACAACCAACUCAAAGGUGAAAUACCACAAGGAACACAGAUUACGGGGCAAGCUAAAUCUUCAUUUGAAGGGAAUGCAGGUCUUUGUGGUCUUCCUCUCCAAGAAACUUGCUUUGGGAGUAAUGCGUCACCGACACAACAACGUGGAGAAGAAGACAAAAAAGAGGAACACGUGUUGAACUGGAAAGCUGUAGUUAUUGGGUAUGGACCCGGACUGUUGCUUGGAAUUGCAAUAGCACAAUUCAUUGCUUCAUACAAACCGGAAUGGCUCGCCAAGAUAAUUGGCCCGAACAAGCGCAGAAACUGUUAGGUUUGUUUUUCAGUUUGAGUAUGAUCCUUCAAUGUAUGUCCAGUGGUUGAUGAUUCCUCUUGUAUGAGGCGGCAUUUUCUUAUGUUUGUUUUUAUUAUCUGAUGCUUUGUUCUGUUUCAUUUUUAUGAAGUAAAAAAAUUGUGUUUUGUAGUAAUUUUCACACUGGAUUUGCUCGUCAAUCCUAGAAAUUUUAUGAUUUUUUUGGUUU